GCUGAACGCCUAAAGGUAAAUGCCAACGGCUACCAUGCUAUCAACAGCCAUGAUAGACGUGUGCCGGUACUGACGCUUGAAACCGUUAACCGUAUUGCCGGCGCGGUCCUUUCUUCCUCCCAGGAGGGUUCCCAUAGAAACAUAAGUGGCAGGCCUCUGCCCCGGCGCAGGUGUGUUUCAGCCAGACACCACAGCCCAACCCCUCCCCCUGCCGUCGAGCCCACAACGAAGGCUUCCGUGUAUGUUCGCCGAGGUCCCGUGGGCCAAGACAUGCUGUUCGCGUCAGCCGUUUCUCUGCGGCCCACCACCGAACUCGGAGUGCCUGUAAACAGAGAAAUGCGAAGAAAGAUUGUUCAACAGUUGGAACGCGAACUGGACCUGCCAGUGCACAGGAAAGACUUCUUUUACAGCGGCAGUAUGCUUCGCAUUAACGAGUAUGUCUCGAGCCAAAACGUGAACGAGUAUGUACGUACUGUGACAUCGGCGGCUGAGACCAGUGGCGAGACAAAUUACAUGUUACGGAUGCUUCGCGAGCUUUUCGACUUUAGUCUCUUCACUAGUCCCACAUUCAUCCUUCUCAUAACAUCCAGUGUCUUCGGACUGAUUGUGCAGUGCAGUUUCAUCACUGCCAGUGCUACCGAAGCCACAGUUGACAUCACAACACCCAGCAUCGCCACCGACAUUACCACAACCAACACUACCGACGUCACCAGCAAAGUUACAAGUAACAUCAACAGCAUCAUUAACAUUGCCAAUACAAGCGAACAUGCGAGUCCCAGGUAG
This is a messenger RNA of Dibothriocephalus latus, 783 nucleotides long. NCBI's taxonomy places the organism in Eukaryota, Metazoa, Platyhelminthes, Cestoda, Diphyllobothriidea, Diphyllobothriidae. The record is from the annotation of a GenBank genome assembly.